Molecule: messenger RNA, 2767 nt
Organism: Ictidomys tridecemlineatus (thirteen-lined ground squirrel)
Lineage: Eukaryota; Metazoa; Chordata; Mammalia; Rodentia; Sciuridae
Gene: Amigo3
Product: adhesion molecule with Ig like domain 3
Biological process (GO): brain development
Cellular component (GO): membrane
Molecular function (GO): protein binding
Source: RefSeq, a predicted model, not a curated record
GGGAGCCAAUAGAAACCCGAUGCCCCGCCCCCUGGGCCGGCUUCUCUAAGCGACUAUUUAGAAGUCGACCAGGAAAGCCCUGGGAGAAAGCAACGGGAGACAGAGCUGACUGCAGCGUCCAUCUGAGCUGAGUAAAGCCAGCAUUGAGCCUCCUCGGCCGUGGACCAUCCGGCACCACGCUUGUUGGGCCAGAACAAGAGUGGGUGAGUCCUGGAUUUGUGACCCGCACAAGGCUGCCCUCAUUCUUGAUGGUUGCUGCCAUGGCCUGUCUAGGGCUGCUGGGUGCCCUGCUGUGCAUGCUGCCGGUCGCCACGUUAGGCAACCGAGACUCUGAGGGCUUUCUGCCCGCUGUGCCCCACAACUGCCCCAGCAAAUGUGUCUGUGCUGCUGAUCUGCUGAUCUGCGCAGGCCUGGGGUUGCAGGACGUGCCAGCCACGUUACCUGCAGCUGCUGCUGAACUCGACCUGAGCCACAACGCACUCCAGCGCCUGCGCCCCGGUUGGCUGGCACCUCUCUCCCGGCUGCACGCCCUGCGCCUAGGCCACAAUGAACUGGAUGCAUUGGGUCACGGAGUCUUCAAUAAUGCCAGCAGCCUAAAACUCCUUGACCUAUCAUCUAAUGCAUUGCGGGCACUUGGCCCUCACGACCUUGAUGGACUUGAGGCACUGGAGAUGCUGUUUCUGUUCAAUAACCGCCUGGCACACUUGGAUGAGCAUGCCUUCCACAGCCUGAGUGCACUCAGCCGCCUCUAUCUGGGCUGCAACGAACUCAUGACCUUCUCUUUCAACCACUUGCACGGUCUGGGUGCGAUCCACCUGCGCACCCUGGACCUCUCCUCCAACCGGCUGGGACGUGUCUCUGUCCCUGAGCUGGCCGCACUGCCAGUCUUCCUCAAGAAUGGCCUCUACUUGCAUAAUAACCCGUUGCCCUGCAACUGCCGACUCUACCACCUGCUGCAGCGCUGGCACCAGCGGGGCCUAAGUGCGGUGCGAGACUUUGCACGUGAGUACACGUGCCUGGCCUUUAAGGUACCCACAUCCCGCGUGCGCUUCUUUGAGCACAGCCGUGUCUUUGAGAACUGCUCAGCUGCCCCAGCUACCAGCCUAGAGCAGCCUGAAGAGCAGCUGCACGCACAGGUGGGUCGGUCCCUGAGGCUUUACUGCAACACCAGCGCCCCAGCUGUGCACAUUGCCUGGGUUUCACCUAAGCACGAACUGCUUGUAGCACCAGGAUCCCGAGAUGGCAGCAUUGCAGUGCUGGCGGAUGGCAGCUUAGCUAUAGGCAAAGUGCAGGAGCAGCAUGCUGGUGUCUUCGUGUGCCUGGCCACUGGGCCCCGCCUGCACCACAACCAGACAUUUGAGUACAAUGUGAGUGUGCACUUCCCACACCUGGAGCCUGAGGCUUUCAACACAGGCUUCACCACACUACUGGGCUGCGCAGUGGGCCUGGUACUGGUGCUGCUGUACUUGUUUGCACCACCCUGCCAUGGUUGCUUCCGGUGCUGUCACCAAGCCUGUCGAAGUCACCACUGGACCCGGGCACCCAGUUCACUCCAGGAGCUGAGUGCACAAUCCUCAGUGCUCAGUGCCACGCCACCAGAUGCACCCAGCCGCAAGGCUAGUGUCCAUAAGCAUGUGGUCUUCCUGGAGCCUGGCAGGAGAGGACUCAACGGGCGUGUGCAGCUGGCUGUAGCUGAGGACUUCGAUCUGAGCAAUACCAUGGGCCUACGGUUCCUGGCUGGCUCUGAAUCUGCUAGCUCCACAGGCUCAGAAGGUCUCAUGAUGACCUAGGCUGCCCAGUGCCCUCCACUCAGGCCAUGACCCUCCUGCUGCUUGCUCUGCUCCUUGCUACCAUACAGAGAACUGCCAGGUGUUAGUGGGAAGCAUUGUACCUGGUCCUACAGCUUCCUUUGUGGUUCCUACCUGAACCACAAUGGCCCUAUUCAUAGAAAAAUCAGAGUCUCUUAAUUUCCUCCUGCUCUGCCUAGCAUGGGUCCCCAAGGCCCCAGACCCCAGCAAAACCUGCUAGUGUCUGCCUUUCCUGGGACCUCCUACUGUCCCAAUGUCCCUUAAGGAUGGGGGACCAAGUCCAUCUGGAAAAGCUCUUACAUUAGAGCCCUAGGAACCCCUUCAGUGGCUGAAGCAGAUAUGAAGGAGUGAUACAGAACAGUCAAAGCACACCACCUUCCCCUUCCCAUACCUGGGGCAGGGGUCUCACAGGGGAAAUGAUGGAGAGCUCAACUCCAGCCCCUGUUCCUGGAGAAAGGAAGAAACAUCCUCCCUCUGAUGACACAGCACUCCCCAACUACCAGCAGCCAACCUUCUGAAAGCUUCACAACUGCAUGCACAGUCUGGUGGGCAGGCAUUAGGAAGGAGAACCCCUGGGGACCUGGCUUGAGCCCCAGCCACAGUGGCCCUAUUUUCUCUAGCAGUCAUUUCAAGGCAAAGUUCAUUCCAUGGGCUCACAGCACAGCAGUAAAAAGCCUGGCAAGCAAGGCCAAACUGAGAGGGCCCAGAUGGAACUUGAUGUCCCUGAGGGCAGGAGCCUUUUAAUGGCUGGCACUGUUCUCAGCCUAAUGGUUUGAGGCGGUGCCCUGGCUUCAUAUGCACCUCACCACUCCCACUGCAGAGAGGCAGGGAAGGGGUUCUAGGAGCCCCUCAGGUGUGGGGGCUGAGCUACGAGUCCCCAUGGCUGUCUUGGACCCUGCUGUUAAUGGAAUUUUGUAAUAAAGGUAAUCCAUGCUCAUUGAGGCCUUCACUGACAGGCA